AUGAAUUCCGUAUUUUGUAUCUUGCUGGCAGCGGUGUGCUCCCUCUGCGCCGCACAGAGAGGCCAAGUCUACAACAACCCCAACGAGAUCCCAAUCAUAUCCUAUGUCAACGACAACAACUUUGACGGAUCCUACAGAUACAGUUAUGAGACCGGCAACGGGAUUUCAGCUUCGGAGGAAGGCUUCCUGAAGAACCCCGGACAGAAGGAUCUGGAAGCGCAGACAGCCCGCGGUACCUACACCUACACAGCUCCUGAUGGCCAGGUUAUCACCGUCAACUGGUACGCUGAUGAGACAGGCUUCCAUGCUGAUGGAGCUCACUUACCCACACCUCCUCCAGUCCCAGGAGUCGCCCCACAACAACCCUUCCCAAGGGGGAAAUGA
Messenger RNA from Nezara viridula (southern green stink bug), 384 nucleotides. The record is from the annotation of a GenBank genome assembly. NCBI's taxonomy places the organism in Eukaryota, Metazoa, Arthropoda, Insecta, Hemiptera, Pentatomidae.